Messenger RNA from Meloidogyne enterolobii, 1617 nucleotides. The record is from the annotation of a GenBank genome assembly. Lineage: Eukaryota; Metazoa; Nematoda; Chromadorea; Rhabditida; Meloidogynidae.
AUGCUUACAGCAAUUCUUCAGCAGUCACAACAGACUGGGUCUACGUCAGCAAAAGGAGCUUUUCGAGAUAAUUCAUUACAACGUUCUCCUCCACCACCUCCUCCUCCAAAAAAGAAAGAAGUUUCUCAAUCAAAUAUUGAAGAUCAACAACAAUUAAUUACAAAAACAGAAAUAGAAGAAAUUGAAUUAAAACCAGCAACAAAUACUGGAGGAUUUAAUAUAAACCAAAUGCUUGAACAAAUAACUAAACAAAAUAGCCCUCCCCCUCCACAACCACCUAUUGCCAUAACAAAUAUUAAACGAGAGGAAACAAAUACUUUGGAUUUACUUGCAAAUGUUGAACUUUCUGAUUCAACAACAAAUAUUGUUGAAGAGUCACCCGCUUCUCCUGUUUUUGCUUCUGAACAACAACAAGAAAAUGAAGAUAAACCUGCAGCUUUAAUUCCAGUUGUUCGUGAAUGGAAAUUACAUUUAGUUGAUUUAUCACCAUUAACUGAGUGUUCUGAUAUGCAUUUUGAUAUAAAAUUACAAAUUUCUUCAUCUAAUUCUGAUCCACGUUUACGAAAAAUUGCAGAAAAACAAUUUGAUUUAGUUUCGAAAACAUUGGAACAACAACAAGCAAAUCAACAAAAAAAUAAUUUUAAUGAAGGAAUAUUCACUCCAACAGAACAAAUUAAAAAGGAAAUUGAAAAACGUGAAGCUAUCGGUGAUGUAAAUUAUGAAACUGGGUUGCAAGAUCCGCGUACAAAAGACCCUCGAAGAAAGCGGGAAAUAUCUGGAAUAUCUUCAACAUCUUCUUUAGAUGAGGCGGAAUUAGUUAAAAAGCAAAUGGCUGCAUUAGAGGCAGCUGCUAAACAACAGCAGAAUUGUGAACAAUCCUCUCAAUUGUUUUCAACACAAUUAGGUAUUCGCCAACAAUUGGGGUUACCUCCACCUAAUAUAAACUUUCAAUUACCACCACCACCUGCUUUUUUACCUGGAAAUUCAAUGGGAAAUCAAUUUUUUACUGUUCCCCCUCCACCUCCUCCCUUUCCAUUGCAACAACAACAACAAUUACCACAAAAUUUUUCUACGCCUCCCCCAUCAACAUAUCAACAAAUCAAUCAAAUUGUAACAUCUUCCCAUCAAAACUUAGAAGCUCAAACAUUUAAUACUGAACAAUUACCUUGUUCUUCUUCAAUUGAUCCAUCUAAAUCUUCAAAUAGUCCUUUCGAAAAAAUACAUUCAGAAACUUCGUCUUUUCCAUCAUAUCAAUAUUCUAGAGGUUAUUUCGGCAAUAAUGAACCUGACAGGCCCUAUUUCCUCCCCAAGUUUUUUUUCUAUAUAUUUACAGAAUGGUCAGACUUCUACCUCUCUUCAAUCCCAAUUUUCCUUUCUUCCUUCCAAGGGGGUUAUCGUGGAAGGCGUGGAAGAUAUUCUACUAAUUAUCACCACCACCACCACCAACAACAUUAUCGAGAAUAUAAUCAACAGAAUAUUAGAAGGUCAGAAUCUCCCCCAAAACAACAACAACAAGAAGAAAAUGUUUCUACUUCAUCAACUAUCAGCCUUCGAGAAAAACGAAAAAAUAAUGAAUAUGAAUCGCCAUUAGCUAGAAUGGCUAAUAAUAGAUAUUGA